UAAUAUUUCUUUUACAAAUUGCUUUGGAAAUUUUAAGAUUUUUUUUUAAAAAGUAGUGAAAGCUUUGCUUUUCAUUGAAAAAGCCUAAUUGGCAUCACUGACAGUUUCUUUUGCUCAUAUUCGUUGACAAUUAAUUUCUUUUUUCAUGCGAAUCCUGAUCCUAAGUUUAUCUUCUAUUGCGGCUUCUGAGCGGUGCAAUCAUUCAUUUUCAUGCUUAUUAAGGUGCUCCCCAAUAUCUCAGCAAGAAUUUGCAAAUACAUACAGGUUUUGCUGCCUUUUCGCCUCUGCUCCGGCCACAUAUUUAUAUAUCCCGACGCUCUCUCGUGCAGGUUUAGCCUGUCUUUCGCCUCUCCGGCCACGUAUUUAUCUGUCCCGACGCUCUCUCGUGCAAGUUCGUACACAUGACUUCUAGGUGAAAGCCGAGUGGCUCCGUUUGGCUCACAUGUGCACCACUGACAUAUGUACAUAUGCAUCAGCAUCAGCAUAUAUAUUUACACACUUGGACUCAUACAAUUAAGUCAUCUCUAUGACUAAACACGGAAACUUUUGGUGCGGCAAUUCGAAGCUUGUGGGGUGGUAGGUGGGGGAAGGGGGGGUACACUGCAGAGCAUAAUUUUUGGCGCGUUUACUUUUGCCGUUAAGUCUCGAGUUUUAAACGUUUUAAGUAUCGCUGUUUGUUAAGCGUCAGUUUCCUCUAGUCCUUCAAAGUAUGAUAUUGCUCCGCAUUGUAGUAAAUACAUACGUGUAGUGUAGUAUACAAGUACAUAUUACAAAUAUUAUUUUAUUUAAACAACACAUAAAUAAAUAGAAAACAUAAUAUAUGUAUAUAAGAACAUGGUUUUUUCUUUGUAGUUUAAUACAUCUUUUUAACUAUUUACUAACAUGUAUAUAUGUACAUAUGUUU
Molecule: messenger RNA, 904 nt
Organism: Rhagoletis pomonella (apple maggot)
Lineage: Eukaryota; Metazoa; Arthropoda; Insecta; Diptera; Tephritidae
Exons: 6
Coding region: 146-412 (88 amino acids)
Source: RefSeq, a predicted model, not a curated record